GGUGUAAGGAGAGGACAAGAAGAGACCCGGUUCCACUGUUGCUGUAAGACUUGCCAGCACAGGACUCUUCCACCGCAGAUUUGGAGGAGAAUUCUCUGCCUUUCGUCUUUGGCUGAUCCCAUGACCAAAUAAUCACUACUCUCAAUAAUAGACACUGUUAAAAUAUCAACUUAAAAGUAUGAAAAAUAUGAGCUCCUAUAUUUUAUUCCAUCAAUGGCCUCCCCUCCUACCAUAAAAGAAAGAGACCACCACCCCAUAGCCUCCCCCUUCUCCCCCCUCCCCCACCCCCCCCUCCCACCAUCACCACCAUCCCAGAAUCACUGCCAACAAGAGGGAAAAGAGAGAGAAAUAAGGCAAACAAAGAAGAGAUCAUAAGAAAGCAAGCAAAAGAGAGAAGAAAGAAGUGGUUGAAAUAAAGGUUGUGGAUACCAAAUGUCAAACAUAACAGGAGAUGGUGGGAGCUUCUCCUCUGAGAACCACACAGGGGAGGAGGAGGUCCACCAGAGCCAGCAGCAGCAGCAGCAGCAUCCACUCCUUGGAACCAUCGCUGCCACGGCAAAUGGCAAUGGCUUGAACUCACAGCCACAGGCACUGCAGGUCAAGAAAAAAAGGAACCUCCCUGGGACUCCAGACCCUACAGCAGAAGUGAUUGCUCUAUCGCCGACAACCCUGAUGGCAACAAAUCGCUUUGUGUGUGAAAUUUGCAACAAGGGCUUCCAGAGGGACCAAAACCUCCAAUUGCACCGCAGAGGCCACAACCUCCCAUGGAAGUUGAGGCAGCGGACGAGCACAGAGGUUCGAAAGAGGGUGUACAUUUGCCCUGAAACCACAUGCGUUCAUCACAACCCGAGCCGAGCUCUAGGGGACCUCACAGGAAUCAAGAAGCACUUCUGCCGCAAGCAUGGGGAGAAGAAGUGGAAGUGCGACAAGUGCUCGAAGAAAUACGCAGUGCAGUCGGACUGGAAGGCUCAUACCAAGAUCUGCGGCACCAAGGAGUACAAGUGUGACUGUGGCACCAUCUUCUCCAGGAGAGACAGCUUCAUCACCCACAGAGCCUUCUGCGAUGCUCUAGUCGAAGAGAACAACAAGACCAGUAGUGGCCUGAUGCCUACCAUGGGCUCAAACCUCCAAGCUCAUCGAGUCCCCGAGCUUAUGAUGCCCAUCGGCACCCCCAGCACUGCUGACUCGCCGGUUGGACUCUCCGACUUCAAUAACCAUGACAUCAAGAACCCCCUCAAGGCCCUUCCCUACGACCUCAUGCCCACUCCAUUGCGUUCGCAUACCAUGGCUGGAAGCAUGCUCUCCACAACCACGGCCGCCACCCUCUUCAGCUCGAGGACCUUUCCCUCAGGUUACCAUGUGCUUAGCGAUAGCACCAAGAUGGGCCAGCUAGCCAUCGGGUCGGCCGACAUGUCGGCGACCGCAUUGCUCCAAAAGGCAGCACAGCUGGGUGCAACCGCCACCUGUGGCGCGACUGCCAUGACCUCCUCGAAAACCCACAGGAGCUUCAUCUCGGAAAUGGCCGGGCCUGAUCAAAACUCUACCAUUAGGCCUUAUGGUUUAUACGAUGGGGUGCAAACACAUGGGAUGGGAGUCGAUGGAGGAGGGUUUGUGAAUCAAUUUUUCGAUACUACAAUGGGUGAAAGCUCCGGGUUGAGUGACAUAGGAAUGUUUCCCUUGACCGCUGGAAUGUUGAACAAUAGUGGUGGUGGUGGUGGUGGUUCGCAGGGAGGGAGUGGGGGGUCAAGGUUGAGUUAUGGAGGAGGGGGAAGUGGGGACGUGAUGACUGUGGAUUUUCUGGGGGUUGGCAGAGCAAGGACGGUGCCAGCGAUGGGAUUACAUGAGAAGCAGCAGCAACAACAACAAGGGAUGCAAUUUGGAGGAGUUGGUCAGCAGAGGUUGCAGGAAUUGCACCCAUUUCAGCGGCAAGAACAGCAGCUAAGCUAUGGACAAGCUGCCAUGGAGAAGGCUUUGUGGGACGUUUGAGUGAGAAACAAUGUCGAGAAAAAAUAUGAGUUUCUUUCUCUCUCCCUCCCCUCCCUCCUCUCCCCUCCUCUCUUGAGCUGGGUAGAAUUGGUAGGAGCAUUUUGUUAGCAUUUUGGUAGGCUCUCAUGUAAGUUUUAACUGUUUGAUCUUCGGAUUAGAAAAUUUUUCCUGGCUUUGCUCAAAAAAAA
Phoenix dactylifera (date palm) is the source of this 2174-nucleotide messenger RNA. Its product is annotated as protein indeterminate-domain 7-like. The record is from RefSeq and is a predicted model, not a curated record. NCBI's taxonomy places the organism in Eukaryota, Viridiplantae, Streptophyta, Magnoliopsida, Arecales, Arecaceae. Gene Ontology annotation, cellular component: nucleus. Gene Ontology annotation, molecular function: DNA-binding transcription factor activity.